AUGCACUCAGGCGUGGAGUUAAAGAGAGCCAUCUCUGCCAGCAUGGAGCCAGAGAAACCAAUGAGACGCUACGGGGCAGUGGAGGAGACUGAGUGGAAAGCUGAGGGGCUGGGGAGAAAUCAACUUGACAUCAUCUCAAUGGCUGAAACAACAAUGAUGCCUGAGGAAAUCGAAUUGGAGAUGGCAAAGAUCCAGAGGCUUCGGGAAGUCUUAGUCAGAAGAGAAUCAGAGCUCAGGUUUAUGAUGGAUGACAUCCAGCUGUGCAAGGACAUCAUGAACCUUAAACAGGAGCUGCAGAAUUUAGUAGCAAUUCCAGAAAAAGAAAAAACAAAAAUGCAGAAACAAAGAGAGGACGAAUUGAUUCAGAAGAUCCAUAAACUGGUGCAAAAAAGAGAUUUUCUUGUAGAUGAUGCAGAGGUGGAGAGAUUAAGAGAGCAAGAGGAAGACAAGGAGAUGUCUGAAUUCCUGCGGAUCAAAUUAAAACCCUUAGACAAAGUAACACGAUCUCCUGCCAGUACCCCAGCAGAAAAGAAGGCAGAACCUCCUCCAAGCAAGCCCACCGUCGCCAAAGCAGGAAUAGCUAUUAUUAAAGAUUGUUGUGGGGCCACGCAAUGCAACAUCAUGUAG
Emys orbicularis (European pond turtle) is the source of this 627-nucleotide messenger RNA. It is a transcript of the gene BMERB1, whose product is annotated as bMERB domain containing 1. The record is from RefSeq and is a predicted model, not a curated record. The transcript is spliced from 6 exons. Gene Ontology annotation, biological process: negative regulation of microtubule depolymerization. Gene Ontology annotation, cellular component: microtubule cytoskeleton. Bases 1 to 627 code for a protein of 208 amino acids. NCBI's taxonomy places the organism in Eukaryota, Metazoa, Chordata, Testudines, Emydidae.